AGUUCUAGUGGCGCAGGCGGCGGCGGCGGCCGAGAGGAGAGAAGCACUUGUAGCCGAAAAAGGAACGCUUCCUCCGGCCGUUGACGGUCGUCGCCACCCAGUGCCGGGAAACCACAUCUCAUUCAUUUACUUCAGACUCGUUUAUUUAUUUUUUCCACUUGCCGCGUCGAGCAUGAAGUAAGUCCGCAGGUGCAGGCUAAUGAGCGGAUAACGCUGAACGUUUUUUGGACGUCCUCCAUGGGGGUUCUCCUUCUCCUCCUCGCCUGAGACAACCACGCACGGGAGUGGGGAAAUGUCCGCCGAGGUGGACCCGAAAGGCGGCCACCUCGACUCAGAUUUCGCGAGCGUUUCCAAAGUGGAAGAAGAGGACCGAAAUACAGAGAGCACCGACGAUGACGAAUGUGAAGAAGACGAGAAGCUGGACCACAUCCUCUACCCUCCCUCCCAUGCAUCGCUCAGGAAGUCCAGCCACCCUGAGCUGAAUCUGCGCCUCAAGCGACACCUCAGCGACGACGGCAAGCACAUGAGAAGACGCAGCCUGGGCGGAGGUCUCACAGGAAAGUACCUUCUGCUCCCGACCCACGCCCAGCAAACAUGGCCGCCGCAGUCGUUUUCCGACACCACCUCCAACCUGGUCCGGAUGCGCGCGCGCAACCUCGGCAAGUCGGACCCGUCCCUGACCUCCAGCUUGAAGGAGCUCAGUCUUCCCCGGAGAGGCAGCCUCCUCACGCCUCGAAGCUUGAGCCCCACUCCCACUAGUCCUUGCAGCCCGUGCAGCCCGCUGCACGCCUUUCACUUCUGGAGCUGCAGGACGAGCAACAGGAAAAGCCUGAUCGGCAGCGGCCAGUCCACUGGUUUACCGCGACCCCAUUCGCCCCUCUCGUCUCUCGCAGGCUCGAGUCCACAGGAAAGUCCGCGGAACUUCUCCCCGAGUGCCUCGGCUCAUUUCUCCUUUGCACGAAGGAGCGAUGGGCGCCGCUGGUCGCUGGCCUCCCUUCCCUCCUCUGGAUAUGGAACCAACACCCCCAGCUCCACUGUCUCUUCGUCCUGUUCAUCACAGGAGAAGCUGCACCAGCUGCCCUUCCAGCCCACGCCGGACGAGCUGCACUUCCUCUCCAAGCACUUCUGCACCGAGAGCAUUUCCGCCGACGAGUGUCGCCGGGCAGCGGCCAUGCGACCGCGUUCGCGCAGCCUGAGCCCUGGGAGGUCUCCAUCCUGUUACGACCACGAGAUCAUCAUGAUGAAUCACGUCUACAAGGAGCGCUUCCCCAAGGCCACCGCUCAGAUGGAGGAGAAAAUCCAGGAGAUCAUCCGCGCCAACUCCCCGGAGAACGUCCUGCCGCUUGCCGACGGCGUGCUCGGCUUCGCCCACCACCAGAUCAUCGAGCUGGCGCGCGACUGCCUGGAGAAGAGUCGGCUGGGCCUGGUUACUUCCAGCUACUUCUGCGAGCUCACCGACAAGCUGGAGAGGCUCGUGCAGGAGUCCACCGAGCGUUCCGAGAGCGAGGAGGUCAACUUCAUCCGCGAGCUGGCCAAGAAGAUCCUCAUGGUCAUCGCUCGACCCGCCCGGCUGCUGGAAUGUCUGGAGUUCGACCCCGAGGAGUUCUACCACCUCCUGGAGGCGGCAGAGGGCCACGCCAAGGAGGGUCAGGGCAUCAAGACCGACAUCCCUCGUUACAUCAUCAGCCAACUGGGACUCACCAGAGAUCCUUUGGAAGAAAUGGCUCAGUUAAGCAGCAGUGACAGCGGCAUUGCACAAACUCCAGAAACAGAUGACUGCUCGCAGAGUCUGAGCGGCGCCUUGAGGUCCAGACGCAAACCGUGCGAGUUGGACUUUGAGUUGACCAAACUCAUCAGCAACGGCGCCUACGGGGCGGUGUACUUGGUGCGGCACAAGGAGAGCAAGCAGCGCUUCGCCAUGAAGAAGAUCAACAAGCAGAACCUUAUGCUGAGGAACCAGAUCCAGCAGGCCUUCGUGGAGAGGGACAUCCUCACCUUCGCAGAGAACCCCUUCGUGGUCUCCAUGUACUGCUCCUUCGAGACCAGACGACACCUCUGCAUGGUCAUGGAGUACGUGGAAGGAGGCGACUGCGCCACCCUGCUGAAGAACAUGGGCCCUCUGCCCGUGGACAUGGCCCGGAUGUACUUUGCUGAGACGGUGCUGGCACUGGAGUACCUUCACAACUACGGCAUCGUGCACAGGGACCUCAAACCGGACAAUUUGCUGGUGACGUCCAUGGGCCACAUCAAGCUGACGGACUUCGGCCUGUCCAAAGUGGGCCUGAUGAACAUGACCACCAACCUGUACGAAGGCCACAUCGAGAAGGACGCCCGCGAGUUCUCAGACAAGCAGGUGUGCGGCACGCCGGAGUACAUUGCCCCCGAGGUGAUCCUGAGGCAAGGCUACGGCAAGCCGGUGGACUGGUGGGCUAUGGGCAUCAUCCUCUAUGAGUUCUUGGUGGGCUGCGUCCCCUUCUUUGGGGACACGCCCGAGGAGCUCUUCGGACAGGUCAUCAGCGACGAGAUCAACUGGCCGGAAGCAGAGGAAGCGCCGCCUGCCGACGCCCAGGAGCUCAUCAGUGUCCUGCUCAGACAGAAUCCUCUGGAGAGGAUGGGCGCAGGUGGCGCCGCCGAGGUGAAGCAGCAUCCCUUCUUCCACCACCUGGACUGGAACGGCCUCCUGCGGCAGAAGGCCGAGUUCAUCCCGCAGCUGGAAUCCGAAGAUGACACCAGCUACUUCGACACUCGCUCGGAGCGCUACCACCACCUGGAGACGGAGGAGGACGACACCAACGACGAGGACUUCAACGUUGAGAUGCGCCAGUUCUCCUCCUGCUCUCACCGCUUCUCCAAGGUGUACAGCAGUCUGGACCUUUCUCGCGGCCAUGCCGAGGAGAAGGGGGAUGUCACAGAGGACAAGAAAAGCGAGAGCCCGCCCACGCUCGACUCGCUCGGCUGGACGCCAGACUUCACCGACAUGCCGUCGCUGUCGGCGGAUGGUGAGCUAACCCGGCAGAGUCCGGGCGCCGCCUCGCUCCCCAAGUUCGCCAUCUCGGCCUCAGAGAGCGAAGAAGCGGACGAGUCGUCUGUCCUGGGAGACCCCAGCAAGACCUCCUACUCGGUGGGGGAGCUGCCACGGGACGAGCCCGACGCCACCACGCCCGGGAGCACCCGCAGCGAGGCCACGCUCUCCGGAAGUUUCUCUGAGCACUUGGACCAGCUGACGCCCCAGGGCGAGGCUGUGCAGAACCCGGACGGAGCACAGGGGGCAGCGGCGGUCUCUGCAAAACCCAGCGGCAGCAGGGGGGACCAGAAGCCGCGAGCAUCCAUGAAAGUCCACAAGUCUGUUUCUGCCGGUGCACUCUCCCUCAUGAUCCCCUCAGACAUGUUUGGCGCAUCUCCGCUGGCGAGCCCGCUGUCCCCUUACUCGCUCUCGUCAGAACCCUCCUCCUCACGAGACUCUUCCCCCAUCAGAGACUCGUCCUCAUCUUCGCCGUUGACGCGGCAGCCGGUGGUCAUCCACGGCAGUGGCAAGAAGUUCGGCUUCACGCUGCGGGCCAUCCGCGUGUACGCCUGCGACGGCGACGUCUACACCGUCUACCACAUGGUCUGGAACGUGGAGGACGGCGGCCCCGCACACAAAGCCGGACUAAAGGCUGGCGACCUCAUCACGCACGUCAACGGCGAGACAGUCCACGGCCUCGUCCACACUGAGGUGGUGGAGCUCCUGGUCAAAAGCGGCAGGAAGGUGUCCAUCACCACCACCCCAUUUGAGAACACAUCCAUCAAGAGAGGCCCCGCGAGGAGAAACAGCUACAAGAGCAAGAUGGUGCGAUGCGCCAAGAAGGCCAAGAAGGAGAAGACCCCGGAGAGGAGGCGUUCCCUUUUCCGGCGUUUCGCCAUGCAGCCGUCCCCCCUUCUGCACACCAGUCGCAGCUUCACGUCGCUCAACCAUUCGCUGUCGUCCGGCGAGAGUCUGCCUGGCUCGCCCACGCACAGCCUGUCGCCCCGCUCGCCCACCGCCGCCUUCCGCCUGCCGCCCGACUUCACCCUCUCAGGUGGCAACUCUUCCCAGAGCAGCUCGCCCAGCUCCAGCGCGCCAAACUCCCCUGCAGGUUCCACUCAUAUCCGGCCCAGCACCCUACACGGCCUGGGCCCCAAGCUACCGGGCCAGCGACUCCGUCAGGGGCGGCGCAAGUCCGCAGGUAGCAUUCCUCUUUCCCCUUUGGCCCGCACGCCCUCGCCCACCCCGCAGCCCACCUCCCCUCAGCGCUCGCCCUCCCCGCUGCUGGGCGGACACUCGGUGGCCAUUUCCAAAAGCGCGCAGUCCUUCCCAGUCAAGAUCCACUCGCCACCCACCAUCAUCCGCCACAUUGUGCGCCCUAAAAGUGCCGAGCCGCCGCGAUCCCCGCUCCUGAAACGCGUGCAGUCUGAGGAGAAGCUGUCGCCCUCCUACGGGGCAGAUAAGAAGCACCUGUGUGCCCGCAAACAAAGCCUGGAGGUGACGCAGGAGGAGGCGCAGGAUCAGGAGGACGGCGGCGAGGGCACCGGUCUGGAGGGGAACUCCUGUGAGGCGGCGGUGGCAGUGGUCCCUCGCGUUCGGCCUGUCGAGCAGGGCUGCCUGAAGAGGCCAGCGGGCCGCAGGGAACGCCAAGAGUCACUGGAGGAGCUCGACAAAACAGCCACCAAGCGGGAAUCCGAUCCAUCGGGUAGCGAUGACUUACAUUCUCGGAGUCAAAGCAAAACUGAGACGGCAAGCGUGGCGCUGAAAGACGUCUUGUAUAAAAAACUCAGCCGCGUGUCAGACACCAUUAGCGACUCAGCUAGCGACGGAGAGCGGUCACAUCCUCAAGUGGCCAAAGACAAAGCGGAGAGGCCGGAUCUCAAGGCUGCCAGCAUGGACUUCACCAGGAAGCGGCUCUCAUUCGAAGAGCGAGACGACUUUGUGUGUCGGCUCUCCCCCACCAUCCAUGACAACCUCCAUUUUGGGGCCACCCGCUCCAAAAGCCUCCAGCUGGACGCGGCGGUGGCGGCUCACGAACACAUGAAGGCCGGACUGGGCGGGGAAGGUUCGAUAACGGCGAAGAUGUUCUCGGGGCGAGGGGAGAGCGCCGUGGAGAAGCUGCAGCUCAUCGCGUCGGGCGAGUGUCCUCUGAGGAAGACAUCGUCAGACUAUAAACUGGAGGGACGUCAUGUGUCCCCUCUCAAGCCUCUUGAGGGCACCCUUGACAUUGGCCUCCUUUCAGGACCCAGAGUCUCCAAAACGGACACAUGCUUAUCCAAAAUGGCAGAGGGCAAAUUGCCCGGCCCACCUCUUUGGCUCCAGAGCGCCGUGGAACGACAGCUGAAAGCUCCGGAAAAACCCAAAAGCCCUCUGACGUGCCCAAUGAGUCCCGACACCUCCACCUCCCCGAACGUGUUCCCCAAGGAGCACUCGCUCGGAGAGAAAACAAAGAGCAGACACGACUCGGACAGCUCGAAGCAGGAGAGCAGAACCUGCAUGAAGGUGGCCGCGUCCCGUCACAGCUCCCACUUCUCCUGCGGGAAGACACCCUCCAUUCGGGAAGUCAGCAAUGAAGACCAGGAUGACGAAGCGGAGCAACCAGAAGUUGAAGGGAAAAGUCUUCCUGUGCGAGCAGACGCGCGUUCUCCUGUGAGGUUAGGUCUGGGCAAAGAGGGCACACCCCAAGACGGUUCUGGACCACAUGUCGCUUCGCCUAAAUUGAUCGGAACCUCUGCUGGUCAGAGCUCUCCUACUCCAAGUGAUGGGUUAGCCUCAAAGGAGGUCCGUGACCCAAAAGUGGAACUGGGGGGCGUACGAACGGCAUCCACGUCAGUGGGCGGCACUCCGGUGCCCAAGAAAGAGCAUCUGGCAUCAGGCUCUCCGAAGACUAAAGGAGCUUCAGAGCUGCUGGAAGAAAAAGUCCACAGGGUUCCAGAACUUCCAGAACCUUGCACCUCUAAUAAGCCGGAAGGCGUAGAGGCCACGGCGGGUCGUGGAGAAAACACUUUGACCCCCGAAAACAAAAUGAUGUCCAGCCCCCAGCCCACUUCAUUUCCCGAUCCAAAACAAUCAUCCCGAGAAGCGUCUCCCGCCUCUCAUGUCGCCCUCGACUCCAAACGCAGCGACCCCACGUUGGCCUGUGCUGAGGAAUCAACGCAGCCACUGCCGACUAAUGCCACGCCACCGGAACCAAAAUGUCCAGUAGCAGCCUGCCCUGCGGCGGCCAAAGAAAGCACAGACUCCAUCUCCAAACUUCUGAAGACCACCACCUUGCGGGUGGCUCACAAGCCGUCCGUGGUGCCUCCCAAGCAUAAAGAACCUUCACCCAAAAAGCAGUCCAUUAAGGAGCAUCACGCCAAGGCGAGCGGUGACUCCUCGGACCCCCCUGACAAGGCGCUGGUCCCGGACAAGGCAGCCAAGAAGAAACCAAACGAGACUCGUGCAGGAGCGCGGGCAAAGACUCUGGCCGAGGGAAGACGCCGCGUGUGACCUCCUGUCACAAAAAGUCAUAUUUCCGCGUUUUCAUCAACACCUUGUUUUAACGGAGGACCGGACAAGCUGUUACGCGAGAGCUCGGCCAAUCGUGAGAAGCCUCGCUGAUUAGGUGCCAUAAAAAGCUUGCACUUGUACAUUUUUGUUGUUUUAAUGCAGUCGAGCCGCCGCUUUGCGUGGGGUCGGUAGGAAUCUUCCUCACAUUCCUUUCUGUGUGGUUUGGAUUAGUCACGUGAUUUCUGAGCGUAGCGUUCGCGGUGGAUCGCUUCCUCGUUGGCAACGUGAGGCGAGGGAGAGACGGCGGGAGGGUUGGGGGGAGUUGUAGCAUUACACAAAUGAAACUGUGAGACUUGAGAAUGUCGUUGGUGUCUAACAUACAGGAUGAGCACUGUCUUUUUAUAAUGAGGGGUGCCCCCCGUGCACAGGUGAUAAUGAGGAUCUCUCUUAAGACUUAUCGUCCCUUACAAAAAAUGUCAGUUUAUAGUACGUUCACAAUGUUUUGCAGGAGGGGCUCCCCCCCUGCAGGUGUGUCCCGGGGCCUCCUGAUUGGUUAAAAAGACAUCGGAUCACUAGGAUCUUGUUUGCUCCCACCAGUCGUAUCGUCGCUUAAAAGAAUGUUUUUCCAUAGUUGUCAUACUGUAUGUUCACAAUGUUUCUGUAGGGAGGCCCCCCUAGGAGGAUGCUAGUGGGCCCCUGAUUGGUUACAAAAAGGCGUCACAUGACCUCGGAUCAUCAGGAUGACUUAUUGUCGUUUGAGAGAAUGUCAUUGUUAACGUAAAGAAACUUCACAAUGUUUCACGGGACGGGCGCCCCCCUCCUGCAGGAGGGUCCUGGGGUCUUUGCGGUGUCCUAAUUGGUUACGAAAAGAUGUUGUUCCAGAUAUUUUGCAGGGGGGUCCCAGUGGGCCUCUGAUUGUUUAAAAAAAAAAAAAAAACAACAACAACUUUGGAUUGUGAGUCAUCAUCAUCUAAAAAAAACAUCGUUAAUGUACAGUAUGUUCACAAUGUUUUUGACUGGUGACACCUCGCUGUGAGGGUCCUGGGCCCUCUGAUGUGCCCUGAUUGGUUGAAAAAGAUGUCACGACUUUGGAUUGUGAUGAUUUAUCUUCGCUAAAAAAAUAUAUACAUGUCGCUAGCAUUGAAAACAUACAGGAUGUUUCGGGUGACGCUCGCCCUUUUGCGGGUCACUGUGGCGCUCUGAUGGGUAAAAACAAAAAAAAAAGACGUCACAUGACCUGUUGGUGAGGAUCUCAAGUCUUGCAAGUGGUUUUGUCAUUUCAAAGGCUUUCCGGCGAACCUCCUUAACGCAUUCGUAAGGUUUAGCUUCAUGCUACUCACGCAUUUCGAGGCCUUUUAUGAAAAAUAAAAAAUAGACGAGCAAAUUGAGCUUUGAGAUAACUUUGGGGCUUUUUAUCGUAGGAACAAACAAAUGCACCUUAAACGCUUGCAGUUCAGGCGUAGUGAAUGACGAGAUUGGUGGGGGAAAACAGACGACUUCGUUUGUGGGUCGUUUGUCUCGAGGAGCCAUUAAAAACGUCCAGUCGAUAGCACAUUGUUUGUUUACCCGCCUUCACCACUGUAUAUUUUUGUAUAGUGCUCAUUUGCCAAAAUGUUUGUCGUGUGUCACCCACGGGAUUUAACGUGGCGAAAAAAAAAUCGUCUUGAAGUGGUCUGCCCGUCCCGUGUCAACGUUGCCGUUAUUUCCACUGUGCAAACACUUGCGUUAGCCACGUUUGCUUCCCACAUGCUAAUUGUCUUUUAGAAGAUGUGCAAUAAAAAGUUAUUGUAUUUUGCCCGGGGAGAAAACGCUCUAUGGAUGUCAUAGAUGUUGUAUAUUAAAAACAGAUAUUUAUAUACUUCUAAUGUUGCGUCAUAACGAGAAUAAAAAUGAAAUCUGCUGACACGUUGGCCUUUUGCUCUCAUUUCGAUAGUCACAACAGAAGCUUCACUGGCGACCACCAGGUGGCGGUGUUUAUCCAUUCAGUUUGAGUGUAGUGUCUAAUCCCAGUUGAAUUUGGGCGCGCGUUCUCACUCACAUUCCCAACUAUGGACAUUUUGUUGAAAUUGUACAAAACAGGUUUUCCUGUGAACCCGUUUGUGCCUCACCCUCGGGCAUGACUGACGUUAUCAACUACUGUCACAUAACUCGAGGAAUCCAGACUGUGAGACCUCGUGUGAGCACAAAGUUGACACAUUUUGUUUUCAUCUAUUAUAAGAUGUUUAUAUAUAACUACGUGUCUGUCCAUCAAUCAAUAUGCAUCUGUAUUGAUCUAUCUGUCUGUCCACCAAUCUAUACGUCUCAGGCAGGGGUAGCAGACCGACUUUAAAAG
Messenger RNA from Phycodurus eques (leafy seadragon), 8825 nucleotides. Its product is annotated as microtubule-associated serine/threonine-protein kinase 3-like. Gene Ontology annotation, biological process: peptidyl-serine phosphorylation; intracellular signal transduction. The record is from RefSeq and is a predicted model, not a curated record. The coding region runs from base 293 to 6493 and encodes 2066 amino acids. The transcript is spliced from 30 exons. Gene Ontology annotation, molecular function: protein binding; ATP binding; magnesium ion binding. NCBI's taxonomy places the organism in Eukaryota, Metazoa, Chordata, Actinopteri, Syngnathiformes, Syngnathidae.